This is a messenger RNA of Fonsecaea multimorphosa CBS 102226, 1551 nucleotides long. RefSeq lists its product as uncharacterized. NCBI's taxonomy places the organism in Eukaryota, Fungi, Ascomycota, Eurotiomycetes, Chaetothyriales, Herpotrichiellaceae. Bases 1 to 1551 code for a protein of 516 amino acids. The record is from RefSeq and is a predicted model, not a curated record. Gene Ontology annotation, biological process: protein insertion into mitochondrial outer membrane. The transcript is spliced from 2 exons. Gene Ontology annotation, cellular component: SAM complex; outer membrane.
AUGGCAACCUCCUCUUCAGAUGAGUCGGAGGAAAGCAUCUUUCAGCUGCUGAAAAAGGCCGACACAAAAGAGUUGGAAACUCGAGAAAAGGCAAUCAAUGACCGGUUGCAUCGCACAUUUCAGCUAGGGCAACAGCGACUAGCAGAGCUCAUUGACCAGAAUUCAACUCUGCCCACCACCGUGUCGUCAGUGACAGUCCUUGGGACGAAAAACACAAGACAUGGCUUCCUUGGAGCAGUGGUGAAUCCUCUAUUGAGCGCCAACCGCGACCGACCAUAUACUCAAUCUGAGCUCAUACACGAAGUCGCAAGGACCGCUGAAAAGCUGAGGAAAUUCGGUAUCUAUCACGACCCAGUUUCCGUCUACCUCGACAAACCCUCCAAGACUGACCCGACCACUACGCCAACCGAUAUUGCCAUAUACUACUCAGUGAAGGAGAAAAGCCGGAUAUUUGCAAAGACUGGAACAGACCUGGGUAACGCGGAAGGGUCAGCUUACGCCAAUGUGCAAUGGAGGAAUCUUUUGGGCGGUGCUGAAACACUGGACAUAAAUGCGUCCAUCGGCACGCGCACACGCUCAUCCUACCAAGCGACUUUCGACACCCCUAUGUUGAGCAAUCCCGAUCUGCGUUUUCAGAUCGGCGGGCUACAGAGUGCGACGCAGAAAGUCUUUGCCAGCCAUGAGGAAGUGCUGAAGGGAGGCUGGACUAAGUUGCGAUGGCUGAGUUCGCCCGGCUCAUUCCACGAAAUAGGAUACAAUGGCUUCUGGCGACAAGUGACGGGUCUCGCACCAAAUGCCUCACAAACCGUCAGGAGCGAAGCAGGGGACUCUUUUAAAAGCAGCAUCUCUCACACGUGGACGGCCGAUCGAAGAGACAACGCCAUGCUACCAACCAGAGGUUAUUAUGCUAAAACGCUGGCCGAAGUGGCAGGAUGGGGUCCUCUGCAGGGUGAUGCGGCAUUCUUGAAAAGUGAAGUUGAGACUCAGUCGGCAGUGUCGAUACCGGUACCCGGUAUAAAAGGAGACAGCGGCGUCAGCUUCACUACCGGGUUCCGUGCCGGCCUCCUCUACCCUUUAACUUUGGGAUCGAAGCAAAAUCCGGAAAUGUCACGGAUAAAUGACCGAUUUCAGCUGGGUGGUCCUACGGAUGUUCGAGGCUUCAGGCUGUCGGGAUUGGGCCCUCAUGACGGACCAGAUGCGGUGGGUGGUGACAUCUAUGCAGCUGGAAGCGCAAAUCUUCUGUUCCCUCUUCCCAAAGUUGGAAAGGACAAGCCUCUACGGCUGCAAGCCUUCAUCAACGGUGGGAGGUUAUUGGCAAUAAGAAAUGCAGAAAAGGAGGGUGCACUGACAAGCCAGGAAGUCAAGCAAAGUGUUGCAGACGCUUUCUCAGAGCUGGGAAAUGGGCUACCGACACUGUCGGCUGGUAUCGGGCUGGUCUAUGCCCAUCCUGUGGCCCGCUUUGAGCUCAACUUUUCAUUGCCCUUGGUCGUCCGGAAGCAGGAGGAGGCCAGAAAGGGUGUAUCUUUCGGGAUCGGCAUCAAUUUCCUGUAG